GCUGUGAUCUUAAGGAUAUCAAGCUUGCCUAUCGGUUAAAUAAGGCAAUGGAGAAGGGAGACAACUGGAAAUUCUUGGACGUGGAUCGGUUAAAUGCCUACUGGUCAAAAUUCUUUUCAUUGUUGUGUAUGAUGGAACAAAUUGAUGUUGUAUUGAAAUGGUACAAAGAAAUGUCCCCUUCGCUCUUCUAUCCAACUCCUAAAAAUAUAUUGGACCUCCUUCAAGCACUGGAUGCAGCCAACCACUUGGAAGUGAUACCUUCAGUCUGGGAAGAUGUGAAACAGCUGGGGUUUAAUAGGAGGCCAGACCUGUUGGAAGAGCUCUUGUCUUUGAUGAGCAGGGAGCAGCACCCUGAUGAGAUUCAACUGGCAUUUGCCAAGUGUGCUGAAGACAUCAAAGCUGUCCAUGAGCAAACCGGGAGGGAGCAGGUCCCGCUAGAAUGGACAGGCAGUGCGCUGGGCCAUGUCGCUCUGUUGUUUGCCAGGGCUGGGAGAACCCAGGACGCUUGGAACAUGAUGGAGCGUUUCCAGCAAAUUAAUAGGAUUCCCACUGACCAGGUGAUGGAUGAGUUCUUGAACUGUGCAAAACAAACCAAUUGCCCAGAUGAAGCAAUUAUGCUGGUAAAGCUUGCAGCAUCCCUAGGUCUUCCUUCGUCUCAAAGGCUUAAAAGCAGAACAGAGGAGGAAUUUGAACUCUCUGAAAAGCAGAAGAAGACACUGGAGAGUAUCGAGUCAGACAGCGACAGCAGCGAUAGCGACAGUGACAGCGACCGUGACUAGCUGUCCCUCUUGCCAUCUUCUUGGGAAAA
Molecule: messenger RNA, 808 nt
Organism: Cariama cristata (Red-legged seriema)
Lineage: Eukaryota; Metazoa; Chordata; Aves; Cariamiformes; Cariamidae
Gene: PTCD3
Product: pentatricopeptide repeat domain 3
Exons: 8
Coding region: 48-779 (243 amino acids)
Biological process (GO): mitochondrial translation
Cellular component (GO): mitochondrion
Molecular function (GO): rRNA binding; ribosomal small subunit binding
Source: RefSeq, a predicted model, not a curated record